Molecule: messenger RNA, 4302 nt
Organism: Conger conger (European conger)
Lineage: Eukaryota; Metazoa; Chordata; Actinopteri; Anguilliformes; Congridae
Gene: sel1l
Product: SEL1L adaptor subunit of SYVN1 ubiquitin ligase
Exons: 21
Coding region: 461-2803 (780 amino acids)
Biological process (GO): ERAD pathway
Cellular component (GO): endoplasmic reticulum membrane
Molecular function (GO): protein binding
Source: RefSeq, a predicted model, not a curated record
ACUACCCGGGGUUAAAGAGCCCACCCCAAGGAAAUUAUGAAUUUAACGUAGCUCGCAAACGUUAGAUGAUAAUAACGUCAAUGUGCCUUUAUAUUUAAUAGCAAACCGUUCGUUAAAAGUAUGCGAAAUUGCUGCGUUUAUUUGCAUGGCAGGCUCUUGUCAAGUCUUGAAAUGUCGGAUUUGUAUUGAUCUUGAAUCAGGAGCAAUACACUGUCUAGCUAGCCAGGCAGCUUAGUUAGCUUGCUGACUUUUACACGCAAGUAAAAUAUAAAUAGCUAACUUCGUUUCAUAGCUGAACCAGUUGCUUAUUUGGUGUGUUUCCAAUAUAUGCAUAAGAAACGGUGCGAUAUUUUUUGUCAACAAGACGUUCUGAUGAUAAGCUUGUUGGUCGUUCGAUAGCUAGCCAUCUAGCUAACUUCUAGCUAGCUAAAAUUACCUGUAUUUCUGAAUAUAGAUAAGCAUGUCCAUUUCAGACAGGAUGGUGACAACGUGGCUGUUGUUUACACUGUCGCUGGUUCUCUCGCGAGGCAUAACAGCUGACGUUGAGGAAAUGAAUGGUGAAGCAGAUUCCAAGUCCUUUGAAGACGAGAAGGCAGAAGAUAAGGUGCCAGUGGGCACGAGGGACGUGGUUGGACAGGUGACACUCCACAAGGAGGAGGGGGUAGGGGAUGGACCGACUGUUGGGGAGACGGAGAGUGAGAUGGGCGGGAUCAAGGAGGAGGACCUGCCGUCGCAGCCCACCCCAAAACAAGAAAAGCCUAAAGAGGUUCCUUUUGCGAUUGGGGGCACUGCUGCUGGGGAGCCUUGCCUGUUCCCCUUCCUCUUCCUGGGGAAGGAGUACUCGGACUGCACCACGGAGGGCCGGGGAGACGGCAGGCUAUGGUGUGCCACGACAUUCGACUACGACCGCGACAAGAAAUGGGGAUUCUGCGAAACGGAGGAACAGGCGGAGGAGAGACACCGGGCAGAGGAGGCUGAAGAGCUCUAUCAGAAGGCUGUCAGGAUAAUCAACAACACUGGCAAGAAGAGCCAGAAGAAGGAGGGCUACAAGCUGCUGUCGAAGGUGGCUGACAUGGGCCACACAAAAGCCAUGGAGAAGGUUGCAUACGCCCUGCUGUUCGGAGACUACAUGACCCAGAACCUACCGCAAGCCAAGGAGCUUUUUGAGAAGCUGGUGUUGGAGGGGUCUCCCAAAGCACAAACGGCAUUGGGCUUCCUUUACGCUGCCGGCCUAGGGGUGAAUUCCAGUCAAGCAAAGGCUUUGGUGUACUACACCUUUGGAGCGCUGGGAGGAAACCUUGUGGCACAUAUGAUUCUGGGGUAUAGAUAUUGGGGUGGCGUUGGUGUGCCUCAGAGCUGUGAGUCUGCUCUGACCCAUUAUCGACUGGUGGCCGAACACGUGGCCAAUGACGUGUCCCUCAUGGGGGGCAGUGCGGUGCAGAGGAUCAGGCUGCUGGACGAGGUGGAGAAUCCCGGCUCAGGCAGCGGGAUGCUAGAGGAGGACCUGAUCCAGUACUACCAGUUCCUGGCCGAGAAGGGGGAUGUGCAGGCGCAGGUUGGACUGGGUCAGUUGCACCUGCACGGCGGGCGGGGUGUGGAGCAGAAUCACGAGAGAGCCUACGACUACUUCAACCAAGCGGCGAAUGCGGGGAACACGCAUGCUAUGGCCUUUCUGGGAAAGAUGUACUCUGAGGGCAGUGAGUCCGUGCCGCAGAAUAACGAGACUGCUCUGCAGUACUUCAAGAAAGCCGCUGACUUGGGCAAUCCGGUGGGCCAGAGCGGUCUGGGUAUGGCCUAUCUGUAUGGGAGGGGUGUGGCUGUGAACCACGAGCAGGCGCUGAAGUACUUCCAGAAGGCGGCGGAGCAGGGCUGGGUGGACGGGCAGCUCCAGCUGGGCACCAUGUACUACAGCGGUAUGGGCGUGAAGCGGGACUACAAGCUGGCCCUGAAGUACUUCAAUCUGGCGUCGCAGGCCGGACACAUCCUGGCGUACUACAACCUGGCCCUGAUGCACGCUACGGGAACGGGGGUGUUGCGCUCCUGCCCCACCGCUGUGGAGCUGUUUAAGAACGUGUGCGAGCGGGGACGGUGGUCAGAGAGGCUCAUGACCGCGUACGGCAGCUUUAAGGAGGGCGACUCCAACUCCGCCGUGGUUCAGUACCUGCUGCUGGCCGAGCAGGGCUACGAGGCGGCUCAGAGCAACGUCGCCUUCAUCCUGGACCAGACAGAAGAGGCACACAUCUUCGGGGAGAACGAGACGUACCCUCGCGCUCUGCUCCAUUGGACGCGUGCGGCAGCCCAAGGGUACAUGGUGGCCAGGAUCAAGCUGGGGGACUACCACUUCUACGGCUACGGCACGGACGUGGACUAUGAGACGGCAGUGAUCCACUACAGGCUGGCCUCAGAACAGCAGCACAGCGCUCAGGCCAUGUUCAACCUGGGCUACAUGCACGAGAAGGGCCUGGGCAUCAAACAGGACAUCCACCUGGCGAAGCGCUUCUACGACAUGGCGGCCGAGGCCAGCCCCGACGCCCAGGUGCCCGUGUUCCUGGCCCUGUGCAAGCUGGGCCUGAUGUACUCUCUCCAGUACUUGCACGACCUCAACGUGUCGGACCUCCUGACGCAGGUGGACCUGGACCAGCUUCUUGGUCCGGAGUGGGAUCUGUACCUCAUGACGGUCAUCGCCCUGCUCCUGGGCACGGUCAUCGCUUACCGCCAGCGGCAGCACCAGGCCGUCUUCCGCCCGGCGCCCCCCCAGAGGGCCCCAGCCGAGCAGGGGGAGCCCCAGCCAGAGGGCCAGUGACCGGGGGGGGAGUCCCACCUCUGUAACAGCCCCCUGAGCCAUGCUUUUAAGUGCGCACGGACACACACACACACACACACACACACACACACACACGUACACGUACACGUACACGUACACAUACACACACUUCCCUGUGCAAUGGUAAGGCCUUGUUUUUUUUGGUCAGGGUCCCAUUGGGCCAAAUAAGACCAAAUUGCUACCAUGUCUGUCGAUUUGAUGUAGGGGUCUGGAAGGGGGGGGGAAACAGGAGUCUUAACACAUCCUGGUCAUACUCCACACACCAAUCCACUUACUAUCACAGAUAAUAUGAGAGCAGCCCACCGCAGUGUACACUUCUUUGUCGCAUCAGCUACGCUAAGCCACAAUGGGUGGGAGAUUGGCUACGUUUCACCGUGGGCCGUACGCCGGGAAUGUGAUUUGCUGUACCCCGAGCGGGCGAAAACAUGUCGUCUUAGCGUUUUUUCAUCAACGGACAUUUUGCGUGACUUCUCCGCGUCUCACUCGCAAGAAGCUUGAAUCUGUUCUCACUACGGGCUCUGCCGCGUUGACCUUUCACCCCUAACUGACUCCGGCCGUUUGUCGUUUCGGGAACGACGCGCCAACAUGACAUUAAGAAGGCCUUUAAAGAUAAACGCGGAGAAGCCAUUUCGAAAUAUUUAUGUCUUCGGCUAAAUAGGCAACUUUCACACGCUUUCCUGUUCCAGAGCAAACUCGACAUGAUGUCCGCAACUAAGAAGAUACCAGCCCCAUCUCUGGAGAUAUUCUGUAACGCUGUGCUUCAGGACUACUGUGUGGUCUGCUUGUUACUGUAUGUAGAUCCCUCCUCAAGGUCUUGUUGCCAUGAUCUCAAAAUCAGCUGUUUUUCUUCUUUUACAUUUUUUCCUUUUUAUACAGCUGGACUGCGCUAUUCUGAUGGACUGUAGAUCAAGGAUACAGCAACGGCACCCCACACAAAACUUUCUGUGCUUUGCCAUGGGGGAGCCUUGCUUAUGCUGCUGGGGAAUUUCAGGCCACAGCUGGUCGCACGUGUUUAAAUGGCAAUGCGUUCAUUCUAGGUGUAUAAAUGUGUAUAGAUACAAUUGUCUAUAGGAUGUAAAGAAUGCAGUGAUUUUCAUUAAGUGUUUCUCAAAAUAAGUAAUUAUUGUCGUAAUUAUCUCCUUUUACGUAUUCUACCUUGACAGUUGCUUUUACUCUUCAUUGAAACACUGGUGAAAACCCCAAAUUCCAUUUUUACAUUGUUUAGGUUCAUACAGAAAUGUAAUAAAAAUGAUUAAAGCAAUUGAUCUGCAUGCAAGAGAGCUGGCUCACCUUCAUGACUUGGAGAAAAAAAAUGGUCCAAAAAUAAGGCCAGGAUGUUAUAGAUUCAUUCCGAUGAAUCAAAUAGUAACAACAUUAAUUUGAUUCAUUUUUUGAUUAUAAUAAUUCAUAGUAAAUGUAAUGUUUCAGAUUCUUUUUCAGGACAGAAUGCUGAUUACAUAAACACAAAGUAAAAUACA